AUGAGACUAAUGAGGUACCCUAUUAACCCUCUAAACAGCCUUCGCAAAAGCCAAAUGCUUAGAAGCAACACCCAAUCUAAAGAAAUUUAGAUUCAUCCACAAAAAGCACCACCAGUCAUCAGCAUUGAGACACCGACAAAUUAAAACAAUUAAGUCACAAGUUAGUAUUAAGUCGCGCAUUAGUAAAAUAAAAAGCAAUACGAAAAAGUUGAAAAGCCAAAAGUGCAUUAGAAGAAAAAAUAUGAGAUGACACUAAGGCUAUUAGAGGGAAAAAUUAUCAGAGAUUAUUCGACGAUGCUUUUUAAGAUGUCAACUUACCUGACUGUGGAGCUAAAAAAAGGGAAACAACAGUUUAAAACUCAAUAACUUCCAAGCAAAAAUCCUAAAUGGAAUGAAAGUUUCAAAUUUGAGGUUAAUAACAUUGGUGAUGUCGUUUAGAUUACUCUCUAUAAUAAGUUUGCAUUCCAAAAGGAGGAUAAAUUAGGGUAUCUAGUAUUUUCAUUGGAAAAAUUAGAAAACUACAAUACAACUGAUUGGUUUAUACUCUACGAUGACGACAAUCAAUAAGUGGGGUCUGUAUUGAUAAAUCUGACAUCUGAAGAGAUUAAAAGUAAAUCCAAUAAGAAAAAAACUUAAGAUACUCCAACUGAGUCAGAGGAGGGUGAUUUAGAUGAGCAUGAUGUCGAUGAGGAGCUUGAGUAAUCUUUAGAUUACAGAGACCACGAGAUAUCUAGAUCACUUAUUCCUAAAAAUCAUAUCAAAGGUCAGUAUGAAAGAAGUUUUCCGAGGAAUGCAGCCAAUAUGAAUAAUGUCUCAUAAUACAAAGGUUUACACACCUAGUAGCAGCAGUAAAGUUCUCACUCUUAUUUGAACACUCAAACUAACUAAGCUAGAUAGAGUGUUACUGAGAAUUCAGUUAUUAGACAUUACAGUUCUCAUACAUCUAAUUCUGAUGAUCUUGAUUCUCCCUCAAAGCCAACUAAGCAUCUAAACUAUAACUAAAAUCAGUUAAUUGCAAAUAGGGAACUUCACAAUAGAUCUAAGAAUUUUAACAUCACAGCCUAAAAUCAAUCAAGGAAUAAUUUCUAAUAGAGUUAUACAGGCAAUGCAGUCUUAGGUCAUUAGGAAGAGGAGUAAUUACUUCCAUAGUAGCUGUUUUAUGGCAAGAACUAGCAUCAUUCUAAUUCAAGCAAUAAUUUAAUGCUCUAGCAAUAACAGCAAAUCCAGUAAUAGCAUAUGAUGUAACAAAAUUAGCAACAAUACAGAAAUAACAUUCAUAACUCCCAAUUCUUGUAUCUUGAUGAGAUAUCUGAUCCAAAUGGUGCUGCUAGCAAAAGCCAUCAUCAUUAACACAAAAAUCACUGCAAAAAGUCAAAAGAUAGAUCAAGUAGGAGAAAUAAAAAGCAUCAGCAUAAUCAAAAGGAUAAGCAUAAAAAGUAGCAUGUCUAGCAGCCUUUGCAUGAGGUAGAAUAGUUUGUAGAUGAUAUUGAUUAAAAUCUAGAAAAUGAUGAUGAAGAUAUUAACUAUGGUAACUAUCUGAAUUAAAGAUCAUAGAAUCAUUUCAACUAGAAUAGUGCUGGAAACUAAAUGCAACAGCCUAUCUCUGCAUCACAGUCUCAAUAAUUAUUAUCAGCUUUUACAAAACAUCACAAUAUCAAUUAUGAUUCUGGUGGAGCCACUUCUGGUAGUAAUGGAGGAUAGUAGCAGAUCUAUAGCAAUAUGGGUGUAAGUAUUGGGCUAAGUGGAAGCGGUGGUGGAAAUUCUACUAAUGGAAUAAACGGCAUGCAUCUUAAUCCUUAUCACUUAGGUGCUGGAUCAAGUGGAAGUUAUCUUCCAAAUGCCAAUCUAAAUGGACCAAGUUAUUUUGAAGAUCAACACUCAAUAGAGUCUUUAAAUGAGUUAAACGCUCUUGGCAAUCAUAAUAUCAAUUCUCAUAUGAUAAUGAAUUCUAACUUCCAAGGUAUGAUUUCUAAAAAUCUCUAUGAUGCCUCUGAAAUCUAAGAUAUUGAGGAAGCAAAGUUGCAAUUGAUGAAGGAAAACUAAAUUAUAAGUCAACAAGAAAUGUAGAUUCAAUAAGCCUUCGCCUAGUACAAAUAAAGCAAAGAAACCUUGAAUCGUGAGAUUCACUUAUUUUAAGAGUAAGAGAAGUAGUUCCAAGAAAUGAAAAAGAACUUCUAGAUGUAAAUGGAUGAAUUUAAUAAAGAAAAAAGGUUGCUAUCAGUUUAGAAGAAGGAGUUUAAGUACUAAAAAUAGUAACUAGAGAGAAGAUUUUUCAAUAUGAAAAAGGAGAGAGCUCUGCUUUCUUAAAAGCAGAAGUCAAUAGAUGAUCUGUAUUCAAAGUUUGAGGAACUCAUCAAUCAAACCAAGAUGCUCAAGAGUCCUUAGAUGGCAUAAAACUAUCCGCUUAAGAUCGAUGAACUACUGAAUUUGAUGAAGGGGAUUCAUUAUGGACUCCAAAUACUAAUUACUUCAGACAAGUUUUAAGAUCUAGACAGGCUAAUGAUGGAAGAAUAGCAAUACUAGCAAUAAUAAAAUCACCUUAAUAUCCAUGGUCACAUUCAAUAAGAAUCAACUAGCUCAAUUGCAACUAAUUCAACUGGAAACUAUAACUUCUUGAUCCAAGGUGGUGUCAGCGGCGGCAGUGGCAAUAAUCCUCUCUUUGGAGGAAACAAACAUUCUCCCAUUAAUAAAAAUUCUCCCUACAGUGCACAGAGACAGCAAAUUCACAACUAACAACUGAUGUCUCAGCAACUUACUUAGUAAAAUUCUAGCAACCUUAUGAUGUAGCAAUAAAAUCAAUCAAUGAAUAAGGGUAUAAAGCAAGGCAGCAAUAAUCAUCUUCACCAUCCCCUUCAAAUUGGAAGCAGCAAUAACUCAUAAAGCUCGCCACAAGUCAUUGCUGAUAUAAUUAACACUGAAGAGGAAGAUUUUCUGGACUAAGAUGAGCUAUUUAAGAAACUUUCUCCAAGAGGUCAGAAUGAAGAGGAAGAUAUUGCUGAUGAUUAUUCAACUAACAUGAAUAUGAAAAAAGCUGUUGAUAAACAGAAGUUUUUCUUUAAGAGCAAUAAAGGACCUUUCCUAAAUGAGCAGCAUGAGUUAUCUACUAUUAUUGAAAAAGAAUUAUUAACUAGCCAGAGAAGAAGUAGCAAUGGGGCAGUGGGUACAAACACUACAAUUGAUAACUAUAGAAGCAAUCAACACUAGUAAUAGUAGCAAAUCCAAAACCAAAACUAAUUGCUUUAGUCUCAGCAAAUUAUUGGAGGAUUAAAUGGGUAGCUACAUUCAUAAGCUUCUGCUUUCCAGACAAUGGGAACUGAUAUGAAUCAGGCUAAUCUUGAAAUCGAAGAAGAAAAAGACAAUCAGCUAGCAUAAGCCAAUAAUAACCUGAUAUCAUUGAAGUUAGCUGAACUAGAAGGUUUUAAGAAAGCAUAUAUAGAAAAACUAGCUUAUCUUUCAACUAUCGAAUAGCAAAUUCUAAAGAAUACAAGUGAUGUUAAACAGUAACCUGAUAUUUUAACGAAUCAGUUUAUGAGUAACUAAGCCAAUCAAUUUUAGCAAAUAGAAUAAGACUAAUACUAAACUAACAUGAUGGACAAUAAUUAGUUCUUCUACACUUAAAAUGAGCUCUAUGUCUCUGGAAAUACCGAUAACUCCCAGAACUCUUAAAUUAACAGGCAAUCAAUUGUCUAAAUUACAGCUAAUGGAGAGCAGAUAAUUGACUUAUAGAGUGAGAUUCCUUUGAUUCAGAGUCAAAAUCAUAACCAGCCAUAGAUUCAAAAUGCUGAGCAAGAUAGUUUCGAAUUCAAGCCUGAUCCGGACUUCUUAAAGAAGAUAAAUCAAAACAUGCUUUCUAAUGAUGGGAAAUUUGGCUAGAAUAACAAUCAACCUCCUGUAAAUAACAGAUUCAACCAAGGUUUAAAUACAGGAGCUCAGAUAAAUCCAUAGAUUUUUUACAACACCUAUGGCGAUGAAGAAGACUAGCAAGAAGAAGUCUCUCAGCAAUAUGAAAUAGAUUACCCAGAGUAAGAGCAACUUGAUUUCUAAGAGGAUGAGAUUAUGAGAAAUCAGUCUAACAAUGAAAAUGCUCAAAUGAAAAUGAAUUAUGAUAUGUACAAUUAGUUUGCGCAGCUACCUCCUCCUAAUCUUUACGGAUAGAAUAAUAGUCCUGGCAUGUAUAUUAAUGGAGUAUUCUACUCAAGCAAUCUUGAGAUGAAUUACAUAUCCAACUAGGAUCUUUAAUAGCAGGUCUCAGAUAGCCAAUAUAAGGACUUUAAUGAGGCUUUGGACAACGAUUAAAGCUAUGACAAUAAUGCUGGUACUAUCAUGCAUAACAACAAGAUUAUUACUCAUGAAGAUAUUGUAUAGCAAAAGGUCUAGUAGCUACAACAAGCUCUCCCCACAGGCUAAGGUAAAAUUACAGUAAAGGAUCAAGAGAAAGUGUAGCUCGAGGUAAAGGCUAAAAGAGAAAAGCUUCCUGAAGAUGAAAUAAUCAGGCUGAUUAAUGAGAAAUACAUGUUCGAAGAGAACAACAAAGACGUUAGUGUGAUCUACUCAAGUGAUGGUAGAAUUUUCGACUAACCUAAGAAAGCGCUCUAUGGCAUCCAGAGAACUAAUGUGCAGUUCUGA
Messenger RNA from Stylonychia lemnae, 4626 nucleotides. Lineage: Eukaryota; Ciliophora; Spirotrichea; Sporadotrichida; Oxytrichidae. The record is from the annotation of a GenBank genome assembly.